AUGGGUACUGAUUACAAAAUCACAAUCCGAUUUCAAACCCUUGAAGAUGCAAAUGCUUACCAAGGAAUCAGUUUUUACACUUGCUUUAAUCACUUAGAGGAUCGAGGAUUUGCAACUUUGACUUAUGAUCCUCAUAGUAAACCAUUAUCAAUGCCUAAAGUCGAUGAAACUUCCACGUCUACCGAAAAGAACCAUCAUUUUGAAGAACAGACAAACGGUAGUAAUCCAAGGAAGGAUCGGGUUGAGAAGUCAGAAGGAGAUCAUGAAUCACCGGGACACAUUUUCGACUCCAAUGGUUCAGCGAAAGUAUGCGAUGUGAAUCCAAUUGAAACAAGGUCUCCCUCAUCUAAAUCCUCUCCUUCAAUAUCAUCGGGCGCAAAAAUGUCUGGCAGGCAAUAUGUACUUCAUCGAGAUAUUUUUCAAAUGAGACUUCAGUUUCAUGCUAAUUUGGCUGCCCAGAGGAAAACCAGACAGCUAUUGAAUUCUGGGAAAGGACUGCCUUCACCACCUUCCAAACCUCUUCCUUAA
Molecule: messenger RNA, 528 nt
Organism: Schizosaccharomyces cryophilus OY26
Lineage: Eukaryota; Fungi; Ascomycota; Schizosaccharomycetes; Schizosaccharomycetales; Schizosaccharomycetaceae
Exons: 2
Coding region: 1-528 (175 amino acids)
Biological process (GO): vacuolar transport
Cellular component (GO): endosome
Source: RefSeq, a predicted model, not a curated record